This is a messenger RNA of Phragmites australis (common reed), 987 nucleotides long. RefSeq lists its product as uncharacterized. The transcript is spliced from 5 exons. The record is from RefSeq and is a predicted model, not a curated record. Lineage: Eukaryota; Viridiplantae; Streptophyta; Magnoliopsida; Poales; Poaceae. Bases 1 to 987 code for a protein of 328 amino acids.
AUGGGUCGUGAGCGCACUGACAAGGGCAAGGGCAAGGUUGUUGAGAAGGCUAAGAGGACUCCAACUGAGAAGGAGUGGGAGAGAGCAAAUGCAGCAGUGGAUGCCUACAAUAGGCAGCAGCAGGGGCAGGGGUUUGAGAUCAGAGACACCACUACACAUAAGCUGAAGGUCAGUUUGAGCGUUCACAAGACGCUCAACUGGAGGUAUAUGGGGAUAGCCGCAGGGGGAGCAGAUGUGAGGUGCCACUUUGACUCGAUUCCAGGCCUUACAGAUUUGCUGACAGAUGUAGACCAUUAUGUUGAGGAUUGGUGGUUUGAUAUUGUGGACUUCAUUCUGUGUGAGAUCGAGGAUGUGAUCACCGAUGGGAUGACGAUGGAGUUCUUGCCGCCUCUCCCACAUCGUCACGAUCAAGAGGCAGGCAAGUCUACUCAGGGUGCACAACCUUCAGUGUCUCUUCCUUCAGCACCUGAGACGACCCCCCCAGUGCCACCUCCUGCUGCACAGUCUUCAGAAUUUUCUCAGUUCCUGCAGCAGAUGAUGGUGCAGCAGCAGCAGAUGAUCCUUCAGCAGCAGGCAGCCCAGGAGGAGAAGCAGUUGAAGUAUCAGGCUGAUUUCGUUCACCAGCAGGAGCAGCAGGCACUGAUUAUCCAGUCUGUCCAGCAGCAGCAGCAGCAGCUAGGGCAGCAGUUGCCAGCACUAGCUCCAGCACCAGCUCCAGUCCCCAGUCCCCUCCCUGGCGGCAGCACUAGUCUGCUCAGUACUCUGGAGUCCAGCUUUCCACUGUCAGCUCUUUUGGCCACCAGAGUUCUCUCAGAGCCUGUCGGGACAUCUCAGAGGCCAGUGUUACCGUCAUUGACUUCACCUCUGCCCACUGGUCCUCUGCGCUUCGAGGAUACUCCACAGCUAACAAUUACUGAGCAGCAGCAGCCAGUCGUGCCUCCACCAGUCGCUGAGCCUGCACUUGAUGAGCCAGAUGCUACUCUUUAG